Molecule: messenger RNA, 1461 nt
Organism: Linnemannia hyalina
Lineage: Eukaryota; Fungi; Mortierellomycota; Mortierellomycetes; Mortierellales; Mortierellaceae
Source: the annotation of a GenBank genome assembly
AUGGAGAUCAACCCCGCCGUCACCUUCAAGCACGACCGCUCUAUUAUGUAUGCAAAGCGACCCAAGGUUCUCAUUGUUGGAGCUGGUCUCGGAGGUCUGACCUUGGGCAUGCUUCUGCACAAGGCCAAUAUCCCUUUCGAGAUCUAUGAACGUGCCGCUGUGGUCAAGCCCCUUGGAUCGGCAAUGUUCUUCAACAGCACCACCGCCCCUUUGUUCAAGCAAUGUGGAAUCUACGACGAGUUCCUCUCUAUCGGGAAAUACCUCUCUGGAGCCAACAUGUGCACCGAGGAUCGAAAAAUCGCCUUCAGAUUGAGUUUUGCAGGUCAUGAAGAGGUAUUUGGCGCCAAGGGAUACAUUGUCGCCCGCCCUCAGUUGUAUGACCUGAUUUUGCGCCAGAUCCCUACCGAACGUAUCCACAUGAACAAAAAGGUCCUGACCAUGGAACAAGGCGGCAACGGGGUCCUCGUUCGAUUCAGCGAUGGAACCGAGGCUGAGGGAGACAUUCUUGUCGGAGCUGACGGCGCCUACAGUGCUGUUCGUCAGAACCUCUAUGACAAGCUGAAGAAGGAAAGCAAGUUGUCAGCGACCGACGCUUUGCCCCUUCCCUUCAGCACUGUCUGCAUUCUCGGCCAGACUCGUCCUCUCACCCCCGAACAGUUCCCAGAUCUUGGAAGAGAGGAGUCUGUAUCCUCCCGGGUCAUAGGCGCAGACAAGAUGUAUUCUUGGGAUACAUUCACCACCGCCCAAAACACCGUGUGUUGGGAUGCUGUGUUGUACCUCGACGAAAAUACAAGCAAGGACAACGAUACAUUCCGUAAUUCGGAGUGGGGACCUGAGGCUGCGAUGGCAAUGUGUAAGGAGGUCAAGGAUUUCCCUGUAGUCAGUGGAGGUGACAAGAAGCUCACUCUGGGAGACUUGUUCGAAUGGUCUGACAAGGAUCUUAUCUCCAAGGUCAUGUUGGAAGAGAAAGUCUUCAAGACUUGGUAUAGCUGCCGGACAGUACUCAUCGGCGAUGCGUGCCACAAGAUGAGUCCUUCCGGCGGUGCUGGCGCAUCGAAUGCUAUGCACGAUGCCAUUGCAUUAGCAAACCGCAUCAACGGCCUCCCAUUCCAUCCUACUGCCGAUGAGAUCGAGACUGUCUUUAAAGAGUACCAGAACGAGCGAGUUGGAUGGGUCAAUGCAGCUUUUGAGAACAGCAAGAUGAUGCGAAACAUGGUCGGACAGUCGAUGUCUUCAAAAAUCACACGGGCCAUCAUCAAACGCCUCCCAACGUGGGUCAUGCGGAAAAUGGAGACACAGCAAUACUGCCACCGCCCUCAGGUCGCGUUCUUGCCUCUCGUAGAAGACAAGGGGACAUUCCGACCAGGACCUCAGCCAAGCUUGGCUUCCAAGGCACCUCAAGAAAAGGAAACGGCGGACUCGAUUGCCAGCGAAACGCGGCAAACGACAACUAGUGUUUAA